This is a messenger RNA of Seriola dumerili (greater amberjack), 1995 nucleotides long. RefSeq names its product zinc finger protein 239-like. The record is from RefSeq and is a predicted model, not a curated record. NCBI's taxonomy places the organism in Eukaryota, Metazoa, Chordata, Actinopteri, Carangiformes, Carangidae. The transcript has a single exon. The coding region runs from base 202 to 975 and encodes 257 amino acids. Gene Ontology annotation, molecular function: DNA-binding transcription factor activity; RNA polymerase II cis-regulatory region sequence-specific DNA binding. Gene Ontology annotation, biological process: regulation of transcription by RNA polymerase II.
GAACCAGAAGCAAGCGACAUCCAGCUCCCCUCUCACAACUCUCAUAACUCUUAAAUAGCUGAGAGCCAAGGACACAAAGGUGGCAAGAAUGGAGACUCAACAUCAAUUGCAAAUGCAGAGCCAAAGUCGAAGAAGAGACCUCGCAAAAGCAAAAUUCACAGGAGCCAUGUGUAUAACCUGAGUACCUGCACAGGUAAAAAUAUGUUCCAGUGCGACACUUGUGGGAAAGAUUUUAAGCGUAAGUCCCAAUUAAAUACACAUCUGAGAGUCCACACAGGUGAGAAACCAUAUUCUUGUAAAACAUGUGGGAAAUAUUUCAGAUAUAAUAGUGGCUUGGUGGUCCACAUGAGAAGCCACACAGGUGAGAGGCCACAUUCUUGUGAAACAUGUGGGAAAUAUUUCAGAUAUCAUGGUGGCUUGAUGGUCCACAUGAGAACUCACACAGGUGAGAAUCCAUAUUCUUGUGAAACAUGUGGGAAAUAUUUCAGAUAUCAUGGUGGCUUGAUGGUCCACAUGAGAACUCACACAGGUGAGAGGCCACAUACUUGCGAAACUUGUGGGAAAGGUUUUAUAAGUAGUAAUGGCUUGUUGGUCCACAUGAGGACGCACACAGGUGAGAGGCCGUAUCCCUGCACCACUUGCGGGGCAAGAUUUAGUAGCAAGUCAGUAUUGAAAACACAUGUGAGUGUCCACACAGGUGAGAAACCAUACUCCUGUAAAAUAUGUGGGAAAAAUUUCCAACUUGGCAGUGGCUACAAAGCCCACAUGAGAAUCCAUACAGGUGAAAAGCUGUAUACUUGCAUAACAUGUGGGAAAACUUUCAGACUUAGUAGUGAAUUGAUAGUCCACAAUGGAAGAUUCCACCCCGGAAGAGCCCACACUGGUGAGAAACCAUAUCCCUGCAACACUUGUGGGAAAAAAUACUUAAGUGUGUCUCAUUUGGAAAGACAUAUGAGCUCACACACAGGCAAGUAGCCUUGUAUUUCAAGAAUAUAUGGGAGAUGGUUCAGUUGUAGCAUCUCAUGGCCAAAACACACAAGAACCCACAGAAGUGAAUCUUUUGCAUGAACUGCAUCUCAGCAACUGUUUAAGUCUUAGUUAAAUGCAGUUAAUUGUCAAAAAUGUUUUUUAAACUACCCUCAUUAUUAUGAGGGUACAUUAUUACAUUAUUAUUAUUAUCUAUUACUCAUAUUUCUGUUUGCAGCAGUAUUUCUUUAUAACUAUUCUUAUCUCCUAUCAGUGAAUGCACAGUCCCUAACAAUAUAAAUGACUGACCUCAUAAAUCAUUAUUCUUUUUUACUAUUUGUAUACACUACCUCAGUUAUAUGAGUCAAUUAUGAACUCUGAGCUGAGAUGUUGGGCCACUUGCAGUAUGAUGUCAUCUUGCAAACUACGGUCUCUUUGUGUCUACAGCCUUUCAUUUGAUAUUUUCAUAUAGUUCUUGAUAUAAUUGUUUUCAUUUUAGGCUUUAGAGAAGAUACCCAAAUUGUAAUGAUGCACUACAUGGUGCUGUCAAAGAAUAUUGUUAAUGUAAUGUUUUUUGAUGCUGGUUAUUCAGACUGAUAUUCCACAUUGAGGGACUGAAUGAUUAGCUUAAAAACUACAGGGCAAUAUCAACCCAGGUGAUUGGUGUAUAAAUAGCACCGAAAUGAAGCUGGAAAAUGAAUUGCUGUUAUUUCAUGUGCUUAUUUCAAUAUUGUGAUUUUACGGCAUAUGGUAAUAACAUAAAAAUACCAGAUUGACUUUGAAUUGUAAAACUAUAAGCAAAUUAUGUGAGAAUUUUAGGCCAUUGGUUCCUUCUGAAACAACAUCAUGUCACUUUUUGCAAAUAUCCCUCUAGUUAUAGUGAUGAACUGGACGGGCCUAUAGGUCAGCAUGUAAAGCUGCUACCUUUUACCCUGGUUGGCAUGCCAAGCUCUGUACACUGGUCUCUCACUGGACUGGUUGUUAUUGUUGGUAAUUUUGGGUAAUUUUAUUUGCAUAAUACGUAAAAUC